AUUAUACUCUCAUUAUUAGAAGUUGUUAAUAAUAACAAUAAUUACUAUUAAGAAUAUAAAAGAAGAGAAAGAUAUAAAAGGUUUUUUAGGGACAAGACAAAAACUUCUCUGGUUUUUCUGCAAUGGUGACCAUCCUUUUACCUUAGUUUGACUCCUUUUUUAUUAACCAACAAGCACCAGUUUUCAUUUUUUUUCUUCCUUUCAUGGUGAAGAAAAUGAAAAAUAAUAGCUUUAAACUGUGUUUAAGUUAAAAAUGAAAAAUUUAACACAUAUUAUUACCCAAACACAAGAAGAACACUCUCUUCUUCUCUCUCUUUCUCGAGCCCCUACCUUCUUACCCACCUAUGGUUCUACCUGGUCUUUAGUCUUUUACUCUGUCAUCUUCUCUCUCUCUCUCUCUCUCUCUCUCUCUCUCUCUCUCUCUCUCUCUCAUGUGUUUAACAAAACAGUGAGAUGGUUUAGUAGCAAAAAAAGGAAAUCUUUUUAUGUUUCUGCUAUAGCAAAGCUCUCUUUAAUCAGAUUAAAUGGGGUUUAGGUCCCCACGAGCUACUUUUCUGGUGAAAAACCUUUCUUACUUCAUACUCACCAAAAGAGAAGAUGAGAUGAGAUGACACAUAUUUUGCUCUAGUACUUCUCAGAUCAGAAAAACCAUUUCCACAUUUGGGCAGAACCCCACCUCCUUUUUUCCAGGGAGGAAUAUACAGAUUCCUCUAAUAAUCCCAUUUUUUUUUUCUUUCUUUCUCCUUAAUAAAAAAUAAAAAAGAUCCCACCUUUUCAGUUAUUCUGUGAAAAAAAGUUAGAAAAAUCAAAACUUUAGAGAUGGGUUGUGUUGCUUCUAAGCUAGAGGAAGAAGAAGAAGUAGUAUCCAUUUGUAGAGAAAGAAAACAGAAGAUAAAGUUAGCUGUGGAUAAAAGACAUGCUCUUGCUCAAGCUCAUUGGAGGUAUACUCAGUCUCUUUAUGCAGUUUCAGCAUCUAUAAACCUCUUUGUGGCUUGCCAUUCUUCUCCUUCUGCACCUUUCCUCAUUACCUUCCCACCACCUUGUUCCUCUUCUUCUUCACCAUGUGAAAACCAGAAUGUUAUAACCAACCCUAUGUUCCUUCAACAAAUGCCAUCUGAGUCAACCUGUCAAACUGUUGACUGUGGUUCAUGUGCUUCCUCAACAUCUUCUUCAGACUCUGAAGAGCAAGAAGAAGAAGAAGAUGAAGAUGAAGAAGAAGACCAAGAACAAGAACAAGAGAGAGAAGUGAUAAGAGAACAACAUCAUCAGCCAUGUGGGUACUUCUACAUGCAAAUGCCACCACCUUCAAUGCCAUCACCACGGAGAGAUUUUGGGUGGGAUUUCUUUAAUCCAUUUGACAAUGUGAACAGACCAGAGGUUAUAAACGGCUACCGCCAUAACUUAGAUGAUGAAGUUUUGAGAGUGGUGAGGGAAGAGGAAGGGAUUCCUGAACUGGAGGAGGAAGAAAACAAGGUUGCUGUAGCUGCUGCUGCUGCUACUGCUGCAGAUGAAGAUAAUGAGGAAAAGAGAGUUGAGAAUGGAACAACAACAGUAGUCAAUGAAGUUACCAAGAUAGAUGAAGGUACUACCAAUUUGAACCAGGUGGAGCCAAAGGGGUUAACUGUCAUUGACACACCAGUAGAAGGAAGGGAGCUUUUGGAAGCUUUGAAGGAUAUUGAGGACUAUUUUCAGAAGGCUUAUCAAUCUCUGAUAGAUGUUUCUAGGAUGUUAGAGGCUAAUGUGGAUCAAAUGCAGUCUGGUUUGGAAGAAAUCAAAGAAAACUCAACAAAACUAAUUCAGUCUGCACGUCACCGAUCCAUUUCGUCUAAGCCUUCAUCAUGUAAGAGUCUAGUAGUAUCAACCUCCAAAAGUAGUUCAUCUUGGACAGAGUUUAGGAAUGAUCUUUUCGAUGAUUAUGGAGGAAUGGCUGCCGGAAGCCAUUCACUUACACUAGGAAGAAUAUAUGCUUGGGAGAAAAAGCUCUAUGAAGAAGUGAAGGCUGGUGAUAGCACAAGGAAACUGUAUGAGAAAAAGUGUUCGCGCUUAAGAAAUCUGGAUGUUAGAGGAGAUGAUGAGCUAACUAUGGAUAAAACUAGAGCUACAGUGAAAGAUUUGUAUGCCAGGAUCUUGGUUGCUAUUAGGAGCGCUGAAUCAAUCUCGAUAAAGAUCGAGAAACUAAGAGAUGAAGAAUUGCUGCCUCAGAUUGUUGAACUGUUGAAAGGAUUAACUCGAACAUGGAAACUUUUGUUGGAAUCACAUGAAACCCAGAAUAAGAUUCUGAUUGAAGUGAAAACUUUCACUUGUUCUGCAUUUGGGAAAUUCAGUAACGAAUCUCACCAGGCAGCAACGGUUCAGCUCAAGGUUGAGCUUAACAACUGGCGUGCGUGCUUUGUGGAAUAUGUUUCGGCCCAGAAAGCAUACGUUGAAGCUCUUCACGGUUGGCUAACCAAGUUCAUAGUCCCUGAAGUUGAAUUCUACUCUAGAAGUAAGGGAUCAGCUGUGUCCUGCAGGGUCAAUGGGCCGCCAUUGCUCAUGAUAUGCCAUGACUGGUUAGCCUCCAUAGAGAAAUUGCCAGAUAAAUCAGUGGCCUUUGCAUUGAAAAGCUUUGCUAAAGAUGUGAAGGCUCUUUUUGAUCAGCAAUGUCAAGAACAGCUACAGAAAAGAAAAGUUGAUAGUUUAGCUAAAGAACUUGACAGAAGAGUUGUUGCAUUUCAGAAGACAGAGGGGAGGUUUCUCGAAUUGAAACUUACCGAAAACAAUGAAUCAGAUGCUGAAAACCGGAAUGAAUACUUGACCGAGAAGAAAGAUCAGCUAGACAUGUUGAGAAGAAGGUUAGAUGUAGAGAAGGAAAAACACCACAAUCUCAUGCUGGAAACUCAAAGGAUGACAUUGAACGGGUUUCAAACCGGGUUUUGUACAGUUUUCGAGUCCUUAAUAGAAUUCUCCAAGGCAUCUCAGAACAUGUACAAUGAUCUAGUGAAUGACAAUGAAAACUCUGAGAAGACUGGGAACAUGUCAUAUAUAGAAGACACUACUAAAGUUGAGCAAAACAGUAGCCAGAUGAAAUAUUAGAGAGAAUGAAUUGGAUUCUUGGAUUGUCUAGUUGAUUUGUAUAUACAAAUGUGUCAAAGCAGCUCGCUGAGACACAUUUUAUUCAAGCUUUGUAAUCUUUUGGAGUGUUGUAACCACGAAUUCCUAACUGUUAUUUAUUUUUUUUUCUUUUUAAACACAAAGUCUUAUUUUUAUGAUGUAA
This is a messenger RNA of Cannabis sativa, 3253 nucleotides long. Its product is annotated as protein ALTERED PHOSPHATE STARVATION RESPONSE 1. Bases 820 to 3072 code for a protein of 750 amino acids. The transcript has 4 exons. The record is from RefSeq and is a predicted model, not a curated record. Lineage: Eukaryota; Viridiplantae; Streptophyta; Magnoliopsida; Rosales; Cannabaceae.